This is a messenger RNA of Cyprinodon variegatus (sheepshead minnow), 901 nucleotides long. RefSeq lists its product as uncharacterized. The record is from RefSeq and is a predicted model, not a curated record. The transcript is spliced from 6 exons. Bases 35 to 901 code for a protein of 288 amino acids. NCBI's taxonomy places the organism in Eukaryota, Metazoa, Chordata, Actinopteri, Cyprinodontiformes, Cyprinodontidae.
GUUACUAUUCUGUUCGUGUCUGAGGAAACAGGAAAUGGGUGGAGGAAUUUCUCAAGAGGAAAAGCAAGCUAGCCUGGACCAGUAUGCAAACUCUUUCUUCCAGUCUAGACAGUGGAAUGGGUUUGGAAUCGACGUAUCCCUGGAGAGGUUUUCUGGCUACAACUCUGCUGCAGAGCUGAGUUCUUUCAGAAACCAGGUUGAAGACGCUGAUAGACUAACCGAUGGAUUGACGGUUAUGGAGAAACUGAAUAGUCAACUGGGAGGAUUCGGCCCAGUGGCGAACGCUGUUGGAUUGGGGGCCCUCGUCAUUUCCUUGUUAAUAGAGAACGUGGCUAAAUCCUUGGGGAAACCACCAAUGGGUACAGCUGAUAUACUUCGAAGAGUUUUUGCUGAGGAGAAAGGCAAUGAGGUGCGAGAUCUCAUGGAUGAAUAUAUGAAGCAUAUGAUACUCUACUUUUGGAAACCGCAGGACCUUACUUUUUACACCAAGGACCUACAAUUUAAACUUAGCCUCCAGCUCACAAGAUUACGGAACUCCAUGCUGAAGGAUAACCAGAUGACCACUCGGCUUCUUAACCAAUGGGUGAACGGAGCUGCCUUUCACACCCAGAUGUUGAUCCAUCUGGCUCGGUUAGAGAGGUCAGAUGGAGCCGUAGCAAAAAUAGCAGCCAUUGGUUACCACAGAGAUGUCGACCUUCUUUUGAAGAAAUACGAGAGUUACCUAAUUGAUAAUAUUGCUGGAAUAUAUUAUCGUCUUCCAGGUGGUGAGCCCAUUGCAAGGGGGACCCAUGUUUCCUUUUUGGGCUGUGCCCGGCCACCAGCCGCUCGCCAGCGUGCCCCACCUCGAGGCCUGGCUCCAGAGUGGGGCCCCUAUGUCCCGCGUCUGGGCAAGGAACACUAG